AUGUGUGUGCACGUAUUCGGCAAUAGUCCUAGUCCUGCUAUUGCAUCAUACGGACUUAGAAAAACUGCCAUGGAAGGAGAAAAUGAGUUUGGCUCCGAUAUGCUAGAUUUUUUCACUAGAGAUUUCUACGUUGAUGAUGGUUUAACUUCGAAACCUUCUAGCGCCGAAGCAAUUGAUCUCAUGAAGAGAACCAAGUCAGCUUUAAAAUCUAUUGGUAACAUUCGACUACACAAGAUAUCUUCAAAUGUUGACGAAGUCAUGCAUUCGUUUGAUAAUGAAGAUCUUGCAAAAAGUCUUAAGGAUCUCGACCUUAGUUCCGAUAUUCUUCCAAUACAACAUAGCCUUGGUAUGAACUGGGACCUUGAAACUGAUACUUUCAUGUACUGCAUCGAUAGAGAUGUCAAACCGUAUACUCGUCGAGGAUUAUUGUCAAUAAUAAACAGUAUAUUUGAUCCUCUUGGAUACUUAGCGCCAGUAACUAUUAAAGGAAAAUUACUGCUAAGAUCAGUUAUGACAGGACAGAUCAUGUGGGAUGAACCGUUACCAGAAGAGGUUUACAACGAGUGGGAAUCUUGGAGAACGUCACUCUUUGAUUUUGAAAAAGUAAAAUUCAAAAGGGGGUUUGUAUCUACUUCAUUUAGUUCAGCAAAAACAAGGAAGAUUCACGUUUAUUCCGACGCAUCAGAGAAGGCAAUAGCCGCAGUUGGUUACCUACAACUAGAUGACGAUAACAAUUUUGGUUUUAUUAUGGGGAAAGCAAAGGUUGCACCCAGUCACAGUCAUACGAUUCCACGCUUAGAACUAUGUGGAGCUUUGCUAGCAACAGAAAUAGGACAAACAAUAUCCGACCAGUUAGAUAUACCUUUGUCUGAUAUUCAGUAUUAUACCGAUAGUAAAGUUGUACUAGGGUACAUCUUCAAUUCAUCACGACGAUUUUACAAUUAUGUGUCAAACCGUGUUGCGAAAAUCCACACAGUGUCAAAUUCCGAGCAAUGGUCUUAUGUGCAUACAGAUGGCAACCCAGCCGAUCUGGCAACUCGAUCAAUUAUUCCUUCGAAAUUAGAAAAUAGUAUAUGGCUAUCCGGUCCGGUGAUAAAAAAUGAUGCCGAUCAAACUAUUGAAAAAUUUUCUCUGAUCAAUCCCGACACCGAUAAAGAAAUACGUCCUGACAUUACAACUAGAAAAACAACGAGUCUUGAGAAACUCUCCUUGGGAUCACAACGAUUCGAAAGAUUUGGAAACUGGAAGUCACUUGUUAGAUCAAUUGCGCUGAUAAAGAACUUUCUUGUUAAUAGAAUCUCAAAAGAAACUAGGUGUCAAUUAAGAGAUGCAGAGAUGUUCGUUGUUAGAGUUGUGCAAAGCGAGAUCUUUUCAGACGAAAUCGAUUGUAUUAAAAAUGGCAGGCAACUCCGUGGAAAUAGUGCACUGUUGCAGUUAAGUCCAUUUAUCGACAAUGAAGGCAUUCUGCGUGUUGGUGGGCGUAUCAAAAUGGCAAAUGUACAACCCGAUGAAAGGAAUCCAAUCUUGAUACCUAGAAGACAUUGGAUUGCAACUUUGAUAAUUCGGUAUUUUCAUCAAAAGAUAAAACACCAAGGAAGACAAUUUACAUCAGGAGCGAUACGAACAGGAGGAUACUGGAUAGUAGGUGAAAAGCGUCUUGUUUCAUCAAUAAUUUACAAGUGUAUAACUUGCCGCAAGCUUCGCAGGCAUACCGAACAACAAAAAAUGGCAGACUUGCCUGAGGACCGUGUGAUCCCCGAAACACCAUUUACAUCUAUAGGUAUCGACACCUUCGGACCUUGUCCGUCAUAA
Mytilus trossulus (common blue mussel) is the source of this 1812-nucleotide messenger RNA. RefSeq lists its product as uncharacterized. The record is from RefSeq and is a predicted model, not a curated record. The transcript has a single exon. Bases 1 to 1812 code for a protein of 603 amino acids. NCBI's taxonomy places the organism in Eukaryota, Metazoa, Mollusca, Bivalvia, Mytilida, Mytilidae.